Messenger RNA from Necator americanus (New World hookworm), 1701 nucleotides. RefSeq lists its product as uncharacterized. The record is from RefSeq and is a predicted model, not a curated record. The transcript has 8 exons. Lineage: Eukaryota; Metazoa; Nematoda; Chromadorea; Rhabditida; Ancylostomatidae. Bases 1 to 1701 code for a protein of 566 amino acids.
AUGCUAAAAUAUCUUCUUCCGUCUGGGAUUCGUGAUGACAUGAUGGCGAUGACAAAGAUCAUCCGUUCAAUAUGGAUAGACGAAAGGAUACCUGACUCGUGGAGACACGCUAUCAUAAUUCCCCUCCACAAGAAGUUACCCGUCACAGACCCUAUUCGAACACCGGCUGGAUGUACAACACCGUUUGAGGUGGUAACUGGAGUGAGACAAGGGGCAGUGGCAAGACCCUUCCUGUUCAAUUUUGCCAUCGACGACAUUAUGCGAAGAACAGUAGAUCAGUGUCCAGCCGAUAUCAUUCUACCACCAUCAAAACACCCCUUGACCGAUCUCGAGUGGGCCGACGAUGUUGUUAUAUUCGCGGAAAGCAGUACGAAACUUCAACAUGUUGUCAACCUUGUAUCGGAGCUGGCUGCAGCCUAUGGACUACGUCUACGCCCUGAUAAAUGCAAACAGAUGUGGAUCUCUUCGAGACCACGAACGGGAAUCAGGGUGGACGGACAACCGAUAGAACUCGUCGAUGAGUUCUGUUACCUGGGCUGCAUGCUGAAGAACAACGGCAGCUACGAGAGAGAUGUUCAGCAAAGAUGCGCUAAGGCCACUUCUGCAUUUAACUCCCUAACGAAAUACCUGUGGUCGACCCCAGUCACCAACGACGUCAAGCUGCGAGUCUACCUAUCCGCAAUUCGCCCCAUUAUGAUGUACGAAUCGGAGACUAUGGCAGCACCAUCAACGGUUAUGGAGAGGCUUGACUGCACGGAACGAAAGCUGAUUAGACUACUUGGCUCCUUUUGGCCUAGGGUAUGCCACAAUGAAGAUCUUUACGCAGAAAUUGAUGUGGUUUACCGGCGGAUGACACGUGGAAGAUAUCAACAUCUUGCACCGCCUUCGAAAGCGGCUAAAGUAAAUCGUCUUCGCUUCUUUGGUCAUAUAUCAAGGAGACCGGCAGAUCGCCUUGUCCAACGAGUUCUGAAGAGUUCGUCGGGUUCGAGCUGGAAGAAGCCACCUGGCCGAAAACGGAAUUUCUGGACUGAGGUGGUAAAAGAGGACUUGAGGACACUCGGCGUGGAUAGGCAGUUCAGGCGAGACGAGAUCGAGAAGGUUGGGCAGAGCUGUGUUCAAGGACGGCACACCUCGGCGAAGAUGCGGCUAACCGCGUCAGGCGAUGAAAUCAGCCCGCCGAUUAAGUCACGCGACAUGGAAUUGACAAUUGCUCAGCAGAAGGAAGAAGUUCAGAAAUGGGCGGAAAAAUAUGGGUUUUCGGAAAAGUUGCAAGAUUUCAACGAAAAAAUGGAGAAGAUGAACAGUGAAGCAAAAGAGAACGCCACAAACCUUAUCGCUGAACUCCCAGCUGCAAUGGAGAAAGGUUCUGCUCUUAUGGCCAAUAAGAAUCAAACCAUCCUUGAACUACAUUCUGCCGUAAAAACGCUCUACGCCGAAAACCCAAAACUAUAUCGAGUGCUGAUGUUCAUAAUCGGGCAGUUCAUGCCAUCGCACGAUCUAUAUGGAACACCUUUGACGAAAGAAGACGUCAUCACUUCACGGAUACAAACGUUGACUUCCACAGAUUUCAGCGAACUGAAGAUCGAUUUGGCUUCUUCGGAAAUAGAAACGGAAUGCGGUACCCUCAAUAGGGAAGCGGCAAUCGAUUCGGACACUUUGGACUAUAAACGCCACGUUAAUCCAAUAAAAUUGUCCAAGUAA